AUGGCGAACUCUUGUCUGCAGCUGUGCGGCUUCGUGCUCAGCUGCCUGGGCUGGAUCGGCACAGUGAUCGCCACGGCCACCAACGACUGGGUGUUUCUCUGCAAAUACAGCCUGGUAAUCUGCCGGAAAAUGGAAGAGCUGGGUAUCAAGGGGCCGUGGUCCGAGUGCUUCUUCUCCAGCGGAGUCUACCACUGCACUCCCUUCUCGCAGAUCCUCGAACUGCCCGUGUACAUCCAGAUGACUCGCGCCCUGAUGGUCACGGGUUCGAUCCUGGGCCUGCUGGCCGUUGGGCUCCUCCUCAUGUCCAUGCCUUGCAUCCGCCUGGGCAACGAGGAUACGGCUUCGAAGAACAGGCGCGCAGCCGUCGGCGGCAUCUUCGUCUUCAUAGUGGGCGUGUGUGGGUCAGUGUCCACCGUGUGGUUCCCCAUCGGCGUGCACCCCAGCGAAAGCCUGAUGUCUUUCGGCUUCUCACUGUACGCUGGAUGGGCGGGCGCGGUUCUGUCAUUAUUGGGCGGAGCCAUCCUGAUGUGCUGCUCUUCCUCGUCAUCCCGACAGUACAGGGACGGCAAGAACCUGUACUACUCCAAGGCGGGUAUGGAAGCCGCCAAACCCACCUCAUCCACCCAUGCAAAGAGCGCCCAUGUCUGA
Nerophis lumbriciformis (worm pipefish) is the source of this 648-nucleotide messenger RNA. The record is from RefSeq and is a predicted model, not a curated record. NCBI's taxonomy places the organism in Eukaryota, Metazoa, Chordata, Actinopteri, Syngnathiformes, Syngnathidae.